AGUGGCUUUCUGAAUGGGCUUGAUGCUGAUGGAGAAAGUGCAAAAUUUUUAGUGGAGAAACGUGCCUUGUAGAAUUUGUCAACGUUGAAACGAGGUAAUUUUUGAGAUUAGCCUGUUCGGGCCUGACGGGAGCUGUAAGGAUGAGCUGGGUACAGAGGUUGUCAUCGGCUAGGGUUCUAGCCCGAUGUUUGGGAUCCAGACCAGAGUUCGGAACAAAUAUUGGAGCCCUUUGCAAAUGCCAGAUUGGUGAGUUCUCUGGAUCGCCCUUAGGGCAGAUCAAAGAAUUCAGCACGUCACCUGUACCUCUUUCUGCUUCCACUCUCGCCACUGAGCAAGGAGUUGUCUCGAGGAAUUGGGAAAAAAUGAAAUUCCAUUUAUACAAGAAGUAUAAACUGAGACCUCAGGCAUGGUUGCUCUACAGAGAUUGUGUCGAUGGAAUUGAUUAUCUAGGGCUUUUCAAAGAGUUUCGAAUGGCAGAUACAUUCUUCUCUUGGUUCCUGGUAACAGAACUUCACGUGUGGAUGCUCCUGGUAAAACUAAUGAAUAACGAGCUACUUGGUUUAGAGUUGAGGAAAAAUGUCGUGGAAGCCAUGUGGCAAGAUGCGCACAUGAGAAAAAAACAACUUGGUAGUGUUAAAGAAUCAGUCGUGAAAGAACACAUGACGCAGUUAGGACAGCAAUUCAAUGCCUCGAUUUUAGGAUAUGAUGAGGGUCUCCUAUCAAAUGACAAAGUCCUAGCUGGUGCUGUUUGGCGAAGAUUUUUACAAUCUGAGUGCAAUGAUCCUGAAGUUGUCGAAAAGCUAGUAAUUUACAUCCGCAAAACGAUGAUUAUGCUCGAUAAAAUCCCACACCAGGAUCUGAUAAAAAUAAGAAAGGUUCAGUGGUUGAACUACAAAAAUUUACUGUAGUAAUUAAUUAGUUUGUAAUGUUCCUUGGACAGAUGAUUGAGUCUCCUUGUAAAUACGACUUAUUAUUGUGGUUAAUAAUACAGUGGAAAAUAUAGUUGAUAUUUUUCAAUCAA
Molecule: messenger RNA, 1021 nt
Organism: Diachasmimorpha longicaudata
Lineage: Eukaryota; Metazoa; Arthropoda; Insecta; Hymenoptera; Braconidae
Gene: Uqcc1
Product: ubiquinol-cytochrome-c reductase complex assembly factor 1
Exons: 6
Coding region: 141-908 (255 amino acids)
Biological process (GO): mitochondrial respiratory chain complex III assembly
Cellular component (GO): mitochondrion
Source: RefSeq, a predicted model, not a curated record